AUGAGUUCCCGGGCCACACGACCCCGAAGCCGGCGAGGGAGGCACGCUCCACCUGGGGAGCUGGAUCCUGUGGCAGAGAGUUCGGAGGAGGCCGAGGCAGCCGGCGGGAGUUCUGAGCCGGGCCCUGUGCCAUCUCAGGAGAGCUUCAAGCCAAAGCUGCCGGGGCCAGAGGCAGAGGCCAGGGGGCAGGGCUUGGGGGGCAGGCCCACCAAAGAGGCUGAAGAGAACUCUAACAGAGGACCGGCCCCAUCUCUCAAGGGACCCCAUGGGCCUGCAGAGGAAGGCCACCAGGCCACAGAUGUAGCCCCACGGCCCGGGGAGCUGGCCCCCCCCAGGCCUGGAGCCUCUGAUGUGUUUCAGAUUCUCCAGCAUGCCCUGAGCUCGCUGGAGGCUGCUGCUGCAGCCUGGCACCGCCGGCCCCCAAGCUGUCCUGGGCCUGUGGAGGCAGAGGACAGAAGUGAGGCAGGACCAAAGCCCUGCCUGGAGGAGGAGGGGGCAGGGGCUUGCCAGAGGGAGGCAGCCCGCCUGGCAGAGAGGAAUGCCUGGCUGCGAUUGGCCCUGGGCAGCCGAGAAGAGGAGCUGAUUCGCGUGCAGGCCUCCGUGCAGGCCAUCCAGGCUGAAAAGGAGACGUUGCAGAGGGAGGUCCAGGAGCUCCAGGAUUCCCUGAUGAGGCUGGAGCCCUUUCCACUUCCCUCCCGUGGCCAAGCAGGUGGCUCGGGCAGUGGCUCCAGCAGUUCUGGGGUAGAUGAAGAGCCCUGGGGGACUCAGGACCCCUUCUCCCUGGCUCACCCCCUGCUCCGGCGCCUCCGGAGUGAUUCCAGCACUCAGAUGUUUGGGCCUCUCCGCACUCAACCCCUCGCCCCCGAGGUGCGCAUCAUGGAAAGCCAGACGGAACAGCUCCAGGGGAGCAUCGAGAAGCUCAAGUGUUUCAACCAUCUGCUGUCAGCUGUGCUGCAGGGGUACAAGGGCCGGUGUGAAGCCCUCAGCAUGCAGCUGGGCCAGCGGGAGGCUGAAGCCACAGCCCUGCGUCUGGCCUUGCAGUACAGUGAGCACUGUGAGGAGGCGUAUGGAGUCCUGCUCACUCUCCGGGAGGCAGAUUCGGGAGCAAGAGAGGAAGCCCCUAUGAGGGACCUGGAGGUGGCUGAGAAGGAGGCUCAGAGGCUGCUGGCACACGAGGAGGCUGCCAUGGAUGGAGGGACACCACGGAAUCCACAGCCAAGCCCCGAGGGCAGCAGUGUGGAUCGGCCCACACCACAGGAGCUGGCUACCCAGCUCUGGGGCUAUGUCCAGCGUCUCCAGGAGCGCCGUGCUCUGGUGAAGAUUCCCCCAGAGCCUGGCCCAACCUUGGCACCCAUGCCCACUGUGCCCCAUGCGGAGGCCAUGGUGCAGGCCAUUCUGGGGACCCAGCCUGGCCCAGUCCUACCCCGGUUGGAGAAGAUGCAGAUCCAGCGGGACCUGGCGGCCACACGGGAGACUCUGGCAGAACUGAUGCUGCGGCUACAGUUGAUGAGGCGGGAGAAGCGGGGUCUGGAGCUGAAGGAGGCUGCCCUCCGGGCCCAGGGCCCAGCCCAUGUGCUCCUGCUAGAGCAGCUGCGGUGGGAACAGGCACAGCUCCGGACCGGUGGGGCCAACAGUAGUGGUGGGGACAGCAGUGGAGGCGGGAGCAGUGGAGACGAAGAGGAGUCGUCUCAGGGCCCUCCAGCCAUUCUUGGUGGCAGCAGGGGCAUUGAUGGAGGCCAGGCGGGCAAAGCCCAGGGCCCGGAGAUUCUAGCCCAGGAACUAGCAGCGUCACUUCACCGGGCCCUGAGCCUGCGGGAGCAGCUGCAGUCUCUGCGGGAGGAACUGGAACAGGUGGCUCAGAAGGGGCGAGCCAGACGUGCUCAGAGUGCCGAGCUGAACAACGAUUUAUGCAAGGCUCACAGUGCCCUGGUCCUGGCCUUCCGAGGUGCCCACCGGAAGCAGGAAGAGCAACGGAGGAAGCUGGAACAGCAGGUGGCACUAAUGGAGGUUCGACAGGCAGAGGAAUUGGAAGUGCUAGAAGCCACCGUAAGGGCGCUGGGGAGGCCCAGACCGUCUUGUCCACCUCCCCGGCUGGGAGAGACCUUUCUGUAG
Messenger RNA from Puma concolor (puma), 2112 nucleotides. RefSeq names its product USH1 protein network component harmonin binding protein 1 (gene USHBP1). Lineage: Eukaryota; Metazoa; Chordata; Mammalia; Carnivora; Felidae. The record is from RefSeq and is a predicted model, not a curated record.